GCGGGGAGCCCGUCACCCUUCCCCUCGGUUUGCGGCCGCCGCUCGCAGUCCCGCCGCAGUGCCUGGGCGCGGAAGGUGCGGGGCCACCCGCCAGAAGAGCCUGGUGGCCCGGCGCUCGCAUCCACGGAAGCGGCGGGGAUCCAGACACCCGGAGGACGCCGGGGGCCUGCAGAGAGCGUUCUCGGAGCUGACCUCGGAAACCGACGUGCCGGUGGUGUUUGUGAAGCGGCGAAAGAUAGGCGGCCUCGGUCCAACCCUGCAGGCUUAUCAGGAGGGCAGACUUCAAAAGCUCCUAAAAAUGAACGGCUCGGAGGAUCUUCCUGAGUCCUAUGACUAUGACCUCAUCAUCGUCGGAGGCGGCUCGGGAGGCCUGGCGGCGGCGAAGGAGGCAGCCAAAUACAACAAGAAGAUACUGGUCCUGGAUUUUGUCACUCCAACCCCCCGUGGAACUAGAUGGGGUCUCGGAGGAACCUGUGUGAAUGUGGGUUGCAUACCUAAAAAACUGAUGCACCAGGCAGCUUUGUUAGGACAAGCCGUGCAAGACUCUCGAAACUACGGCUGGAAGAUCGAGGAGUCCGUUAAACACGACUGGGAUAAAAUGACGGAAGCUGUGCAGAAUUACAUCGGCUCCCUGAACUGGGGCUACCGGGUCUCUCUGCGGGAGAAGAAAGUCGCCUAUGAGAAUGCGUACGGACAGUUUGUAGGUCCUCAUAGGAUUAAGGCAACAAGUAAAGGCAGAGAAAAAAUUUAUACAGCAGAGAAAUUUCUCAUUGCGACUGGCGAGAGGCCGCGGUAUUUGGGCAUCCCUGGGGACAAAGAGUUCUGCAUUAGCAGUGAUGAUCUUUUCUCCUUACCUUAUUGCCCCGGUAAGACCCUGGUGGUCGGAGCGUCCUAUGUCGCCUUGGAGUGUGCUGGAUUUCUUGCUGGCAUUGGUUUAGAUGUCACUGUUAUGGUACGAUCCAUUCUCCUUAGAGGAUUUGACCAGGACAUGGCCAACAAAAUUGGUGACCAUAUGGAGGAACAUGGAAUCAAGUUUAUAAAACAGUUUGUACCAAUAAAAGUUGAACAAAUCAAAGCAGGGACACCGGGCCGACUCAGGGUGGUCGCUCAGUCCACCAGUGGUGAGGAAACCAUCGAACGAGAGUACAAUACGGUAUUGCUGGCGAUAGGAAGAGAUGCUUGCACAAGAAAUAUUGGCCUAGAAACCGUGGGGGUAAAGAUAAAUGAAAAGAAUGGAAAAAUACCUGUCACAGACGAAGAGCAGACCAACGUGCCUUAUAUCUAUGCCAUCGGCGAUAUUCUGGAGGGGAAGCUCGAGCUCACCCCAGUAGCGAUCCAGGCGGGGAGACUGCUGGCUCAGAGGCUCUAUGCUGGCUCCACUGUCAAGUGUGACUAUGAAAAUGUUCCAACGACUGUGUUUACUCCUUUGGAGUACGGCUCUUGCGGUCUUUCUGAGGAGAAAGCUGUGGAGAAGUUCGGGGAAGAAAACAUUGAGGUUUACCACAGUUACUUUUGGCCGUUGGAAUGGACGAUUCCAUCAAGAGAUAACAAUAAGUGUUACGCAAAAAUAAUCUGUAAUAUCAAAGACAACGAACGUGUUGUCGGCUUCCACGUACUGGGUCCAAAUGCCGGAGAGGUUACGCAAGGCUUUGCCGCUGCGCUCAAGUGUGGGCUGACCAAGCAGCAGCUGGACAGUACCAUCGGGAUCCACCCCGUCUGUGCAGAGGUAUUCACGACUUUGUCGGUGACCAAGCGCUCUGGAGGAAACAUACUCCAGGCCGGCUGCUGAGGUUAAGCCCCAGUGUGGACGCUGCCGCUGACACUCCAAGUCACUGCUCUGUUAGCCCGCCCAAGUCCAAGGUGAAGUUUUCAGCAAGGGCCACGGGCUCUGGCACCCGCUUGCCCUGUGCUUACGGCAGCCAAGGCCCCCUUGGAUGUCCCGGGUAGAAGGCGGUGGAUGGAAGGAAGGCAGGCAGCGUCUCGCUGGGGUCACCAUGACGGACUGGAGCUGACACUCGGCAGUGCGUCGGAAGGCGCGUCCAUGAAGUCACCGGCCCCAAGCCCCCGUGGUGGGC
Messenger RNA from Suricata suricatta (meerkat), 2075 nucleotides. RefSeq names its product thioredoxin reductase 1 (gene TXNRD1). The coding region runs from base 299 to 1789 and encodes 496 amino acids. Gene Ontology annotation, molecular function: flavin adenine dinucleotide binding; thioredoxin-disulfide reductase (NADPH) activity; glutathione-disulfide reductase (NADPH) activity. Lineage: Eukaryota; Metazoa; Chordata; Mammalia; Carnivora; Herpestidae. The transcript has 15 exons. The record is from RefSeq and is a predicted model, not a curated record. Gene Ontology annotation, biological process: cell redox homeostasis; cellular response to oxidative stress; glutathione metabolic process. Gene Ontology annotation, cellular component: mitochondrion; cytosol.